Messenger RNA from Salvelinus sp. IW2-2015, 4379 nucleotides. NCBI's taxonomy places the organism in Eukaryota, Metazoa, Chordata, Actinopteri, Salmoniformes, Salmonidae. The record is from RefSeq and is a predicted model, not a curated record.
AUCGGAGGGAGACGGGCCCCGAUGAGAGAGACCAAGCCGGUGAACUCCCGCCGCUACACCGCCACAUUCGACGUGGAGAACACCACUAAGGGAGACUCUGGACGCUACCGCUGCAUCGUCCACUCAAACAAGGGCGUGGGCGUGUCCAGUUAUGCCGACCUGACCGUCAAACAACCCCCGGUGCCCAUCGCUCCGCCCCAGCUUACCGCUGUGGGCGCCACCUACCUGUGGAUCCAGCUCAACGCCAACUCCAUCAAUGGCGACGGGCCCAUCGUGGAGCGGGAGGUCGAGUACCGCACGGUGGCGGGCAGCCUCAUUGACAACCAGCCCGUGGACAAGACCACGCACAAGAUCGGCCACCUGGACCCUGACACGGAGUACGAGAUCAGCGUUCUGCUCACCCGCCCCCUGGACGGAGGAACGGGGGCCCCAGGACCUCCCCUGAGGGCCAAGACCAAGUGUGCCGACCCCAUGCAUGGCCCCCAAACACUGGAGGUGGUGGACAUCAAGUCCAAGCAGAUCACAGUGCGCUGGGAGCCCUUCGGRUACAACGUGACCCGUUGCCACAGUUACAAUCUGACUGUCGAGUACCGCUACCAGGCAGGCGGCAAGGAGGAGACCCGUGAGGAGGUGUGUUACGACACCCUGAGCCUGGCGCCGCAGCACACCAUCCGGAACCUGUCACCCUACACCAACGUCAGCGUCAAGCUGGUGCUGAGGAACCCCGAAGGCAUCAAGGAGAGCAUGGACGUGGACGUGCUGACCGACGAGGAUGUGCCUGGCGCUGUGCCACUCCAGUCCAUCCAGGGGAGCACCUUCGAGGAGAAGAUCGCCCUGCGAUGGCGCGAGCCCGUCCAGACCUAUGGGAUCAUUAAGCAGUAUGAGAUCUCCUACAAGGCCCUCAGCUCCUUCGACACGGAGUUUGACCUGACCAACCAGAGUGGUAGGGUGUUCAAGUUCAGCAAUGAGACAUUCCACAUGUUUGUGGGUCUUUACCCCGGUUCCACCUACUCAUUCACCAUCCGGGCCAGCACCGUCAAGGGCUUUGGAACCCCCAUCAUCACCCAGUUCACCACCAAGAUCUCAGCCAGCCGCUAUGACCAGGAGACUCCCCUAGAACAGACAGACAGCACAUGCGUCACCUCCUUGCUGAAGCCCACCGCCCAGAAGCCGAGGACCCCUGUCAGCGUAUACCAGGUGGUGGUGGUGGAGGAAGAGCGCCCCCGGCGGGCGCGGAGGGCGGUAGAGAUCCUGCGCUGCUACCCGGUGCCCAUCCACUUCCAGAACACCACCGUGCUCAACUCCCAGUACUACUUCACAGCRGAGCUGCCCAUGGGCGACAUCAAGACCCCCGUACCCUUCUGCAUCGGAGACAACCGCACCUACAACGGCUACUGGAACGCCCCCCUUCUCCCACACAAGAGCUACAGCGUCUACUACCAGGCCGUCAGCACGGCCAAUGGGGAGACCAAAAUCGAUUGUGUACGAGUGGCCACUAAAGGGGCUGCGACCAGGAAGCCUGARGCGGUGGAGCCGGAGAAGCAGACGGACCACACGGUGAAGAUCGCCGGGGUCAUCGCUGGUAUCCUCCUCUUUGUCAUAAUCUUCCUCGGCGUGGUGCUGGUCAUGAAGAAAAGAAGAACCUAUCACUCCUACACUUACUACCUGAAACUGGCCAAGAAGCGCAAGGAGACACUGAGCAGCACGCGACAGGAGAUGACGGUGAUGGUGAACUCCAUGGACAAGAGCUACACAGAGCAGGGCACCAACUGUGAUGAGGCCAUCUCCUUCAUGGACACCCACAGCCACACACUCAACGGGAGAACUGCCUCUCCCUCGACAUUCACCAUGAAGACUAACUCAAUCAGCACGACCGUACCCACCUCCUACUACCCAGAUCCCUUUGUGCCAACCGCUAUCUUGGUGCCCAUUAAUGAUGAGAACCACACCAUGACCAGUGACACCAGUAGUCUGGUCCAGUCCCACAGCCACUCCUAUAAGAAGAAGAGGGAUGUGGCAGAUGUGCCCCCCUACCAGACGGGUCAGCUCCACCCGGCCAUCCGCGUGGCAGACCUACUCCAGCAUAUUACCCAGAUGAAGUGUGCKGAGGGCUACGGCUUCAAGGAGGAGUACGAGAGCUUCUUUGAAGGACAGUCUGCACCAUGGGACUCUGCCAAGAAAGACGAGAACAGGAUGAAGAACCGAUACGGAAACAUCAUUGCAUAUGAUCACUCCCGUGUCCGGCUGCAGGCCAUCGAGGGAGAGCAGAGCUCUGACUACAUUAAUGCAAAUUACGUGGAUGGCUACCACAGACCAAAUCACUACAUCUCUACCCAAGGGCCCAUGCAGGAGACUGUCUACGACUUCUGGAGGAUGGUGUGGCAGGAGAACACGGCAACUAUUGUCAUGGUGACCAACCUGGUGGAGGUGGGAAGGGUGAAGUGCUGUAAGUACUGGCCUGACGACACUGAAAUCUACAGGGACAUGAAGGUGACCCUCAUCGAGACACAGCUGCUGUCAGAGUACGUCAUCAGGACCUUCGCUGUGGAAAAGAGGGGAGCCCAUGAGAUCCGGGAGAUCCGUCAGUUCCACUUCACUGGCUGGCCAGACCACGGGGUCCCCUACCACACCACCGGCCUGCUGGGCUUCGUACGCAGGGUGAAGUCCAAGACCCCCGCCAAUGCCGGGCCCAUGGUGGUCCACUGCAGUGCAGGGGCGGGCAGGACUGGCUGUUUCAUCGUGAUUGACAUCAUGCUCGACAUGGCGGAGAGAGAGGGUGUCGACAUCUACAACUGUGUGAGAGAGCUGCGCUCACGAAGGGUUAACAUGGUCCAGACAGAGGAGCAGUAUGUGUUCAUCCACGACGCCAUCUUGGAGGCGUGUCUGUGCGGGGACACCACCGUCAGCCAACCAAGCCUACGAUCGGUCUACUAUGAACUGAACCGCCUGGACCACCAGACUACCCAGCAGAUCAAAGAGGAGUUCAGGACUCUGACACUGGUGACUCCUACGUUUGCGUGUGGAGGACUGCAGCAUCGCCCUGCUCCCAGGAACCACGAGAAGAACCGCUGCAUGGACGUCCUACCGCCAGACACGCUGUCUGCCUUCCUCAUCACCAUCGACGGAGAGAGUUCCAACUACAUUAACGCUGCCUCAUGGACGUACAGCUACAAGCAGCCGUCAGCUUUCAUCGUUACCCAGCACCCCUUGCCCAACACGGUCAAAGACUUCUGGAGGCUGGCGCUAGACUACCACUGCACCUCCAUAGUGAUGCUCAACGACGUAGACCCAGCACAGCUGUGUCCCCAGUACUGGCCGGAGAACGGCGUGCACCGCCACGGGCCCAUCCAGGUGGAGUUUGUGUCAGCUGAUCUGGAGGAGGACAUCAUCAGCAGGAUAUUCCGCAUCUACAACGCCGCAAGGCCGCAGGACGGGUACCGUAUGGUGCAGCAGUUCCAGUUCCUGGGCUGGCCCAUGUACCGGGAUACCCCCGUCUCCAAGCGCUCCUUCCUCAAGCUCAUCCGCCAGGUGGACAAGUGGCAGGAGGAGUAUGACGGGGGAGAGGGACGUACCGUGGUGCACUGUCUGAAUGGUGGAGGACGUAGCGGGACGUUCGGUGCAAUUAGCAUCGUGUGCGAAAUGCUCCGGCAUCAGCGUUCGGUCGAUGUGUUCCACGCGGUCAAAACGCUGAGGAACAACAAACCCAACAUGGUCGACUUACUGGARCAAUACAAGUUCUGCUAUGAGGUGGCACUGGAGUACUUGAAUUCUGGUUAGCUGUGCUGAAAGCUGCUCCCCUCAUCUGUCCUACCCCCUUCAAGCCCCCACACCACAGCCCUCACAGCUUCCCUUGACACAGUCUCUUAAACCUGAGUGAAUGUUGGUUACUGGAGAACAGAAAUGAAGUGCUGUGUUCCGCCGGGCACGGGACAGGGUUGUGCCAUCACACCGCUAUGGGACAGGGUUGUGCCAUCACACCGCUAUGGGACAGGGUCGUGCCAUCGUACCGCUACGGGACAGGGUCGUGCCAUUGCACCGAUACGGAUUUAAGAAGAGGGGAGAGAGGGUCGCCCCCAGUCUACUCUGAAAUGGCUACGUUGACCCUGAACUUGAUGAACUUUCCCCCUUGCAUCUCUCAUCCUUGCCCCCCAACCCCUCUCCUCUCCACUAGUCAGUGUUACUGUCCCCUCCAACCCCUCUCCUCUCUACUAGUCAGUGUUACUGUCCCCUCCAACCCCUCUCCUUUCCACUAGUCAGUGUUACUGUCCCCUCCAACCCCUCUCCUCUCCUCUCCACUAGUCAGUGUUACUGUCCCCUCCAACCCCUCUCCUCUCCACUAGUCAGUGUUACUGUCCCCCAACCCCUCUCCUCAUCUUAAC